Oryzias melastigma (Indian medaka) is the source of this 1230-nucleotide messenger RNA. RefSeq names its product E3 ubiquitin/ISG15 ligase TRIM25-like. NCBI's taxonomy places the organism in Eukaryota, Metazoa, Chordata, Actinopteri, Beloniformes, Adrianichthyidae. Gene Ontology annotation, molecular function: zinc ion binding. The record is from RefSeq and is a predicted model, not a curated record.
UGACCUCUGCUUCCUGUUCAUAGUCCAAUAAGUUGUUCCUGCUCCCUUUCCUGUUACUGAUCUGUUAAUGAUUCAUGUAAAACUGAAUUCAUGCAGAACAGUGAAGGAGGAACAAGUCUUUAUCUAGAAACAGAAAGAGAGAUUAAACAUUCCCUGAAGGACACAGAAAUGGCGCAGCAAACUUUUCUGGAUAAAGAGAAGCUGAUCUGUUCGAUCUGUUUGGAUCUGCAGAAGGAUCCGGUCACUAUUCCUUGUGGACACAGUUACUGUCUGGAAUGUAUUCAGAACUUCUGGGGAGAGGAACAAAAAGCUCUCAGCUGUCCUCAGUGCAGACAAAGCUUCACUUCAAGGCCUGUCCUGGUAAGAAACACUAUUUUAGCAGAGUUGGUGGAGGACGCAAGAAAAGCAGAGCUUCAACCGUCUUCAUCUGAGCGUUCUCCAACUGGACCAGAACAUGUCGACUGUGAUUUCUGUGAAGGAAAGAAGCUGAAAGCUGCCAUGUCUUGUCUGACCUGUUUGGCUUCUUACUGUGAGCAGCACCUCCAGCCCCAUUUUAGGGUUGCUGGGUUAAAGAAGCACAAGCUGGUCAAAGCCACUCUAAAGCUUCAGGAGAACAUCUGUCCUCAUCAUGAUGAAGUGAUCAAGAUCUUCUGCCGCACUGAUCAGAAGUGUAUUUGUAGUCUCUGCUCCAUGGAUGAACACAAAGGUCAUGACAUGGUGUCUGCUGCAGCAGAAAGGGCUGAAAGACAGACAAAGCUGGGACUGGAUCGACAAAAAGUCCAAGAGAGAAUCCUCAAGUUAGAAGAAGAUUUAGAAGAGCUUCAGCAGACGGUGGAGACCAUCAAUCUGUCUGCUGAGAAAAGCAUCAAAGAAAGUCAGAACGUCUUCAAAGGUUUGAUCCGUCUCUUGGAGCAAAAAUGCUCAGAAGUGGAGCAGAAGGUCAAAUCCUAUCAGAUGGAGGAAGUGAGGAAAGUGGAAGAACUCCAGGAGAAGAUGCAGCAGGAGAUCACCAAACUGAGGAAAACAGAGGCUGAGCUGGACCAGCUCUCAUCUACAGAAGAUCAUCUCCAUUUUCUCAACAACUACUCCUCCCUGUCAGAUCUGAGUGUCUGCACAGACUUAGCCAGCUUUCAACAAGCUCAGCACUGCUUUGAUGAUGCUCUCAAAGCUGUGUCUGAGGCCACAGAGAAGCUGGAGGAGACUCUCAGAGACCAGACCACAAAGAUUUUA